AUGGAUCAUGAUGACCUUUCAAGAACUCACUCUCUUUUCCCUCUGGAGAGCUGCCCACAAGUUCCUGACGAAGCUUUCAAUCUCUUCCACUCCAUUGACAGAGAGCUCUACACCCGUUUGAUCUACAAUCUGGGUCGGGACCCGCCUGAGAAACGACAACCGCUGCCGCUGCCGCUGCUGAACGAACUUGCGGAGGAGACGGCGGCGUGUUUGAAGUGCGUGGAGAAGGAUGAGUUUCAUUUCCGUGAUGAUGGGAUCAGUGGUUAUCAUGAGAUCACUCUGUUGCCUGAAAUUUUGAGUAGCCGUGUCGUCAGCCUCCGCUUCUUCCAUGAGAAUCGAAUUGCUGUGCUCCGGGGAGUCACUAAGAUCAUGAACACCGUCUGUUCAAGGGCCUUCAAUGAUAUCUUGCAGCGGGCUUGGCGUGCAGGGAACGCCGCUGCCGCGGCGGACAGUGGUGGUGGGCAUGUCAGUCCGGUAGGUGGUGUCCCGGUGCAGUUCAUGCGUGCUACUCAUGAAGUUGGGGAGUCAAGCAGCGCGGCAGAGAGGAGAAACGAAGGUGGUGGCGGUGGUGGAGGGGUGACGGCGCCGCCUGUUAUGCCGAUCUUGUAUCACCCUUUUCUCAACGUACCAUUCGUCCCUCUUCCUCCAGCAGCAUCAGGUGGGCUAGUGGGAAUCCCACUUCCUCCACAAUAUCCAUAUGUUCUGCCACCAGGCGCCCACCGUCCUCCUCGUCCUCCAGUGGCGGCGGACGCUAUCGGGAUUCCCAUCCACAUGGUGGCGGAGGGGAGUUUUCCGGCGUACGAUUUCGGGGCACAGCGCCAAAUUGAACUAGGAGAAAUGCUGAGCAGGACCUUGAGUAUCAGCAGCAGAGAUGAAACUAGUAACUAUGGAGAAGAAGAAGAAGAGAUUGCAGCCGAUGACAGAACAAUUUUCUUGACAUUCUCCAAAGGUUACCCCAUAACUGAAGAUGAAGUCAAAGAAUUCUUCACCAGGAGAUUUGGGGAUUUCAUAGAGGAGUUGAUCAUGCAAGAAGUGGGAGAAGACGAGCAAGUCCUAUACGCGAGGAUGGUGGCGCGGUCACCUGCGGUGAUAGAGGGGAUCGUGGGAGGAAACAAAGCAAAGUAUUCGAUAAAUGGAAAGCAUGUGUGGGCAAGAAAAUAUGUGAAGAAACAGCAGCAGCAGUCGAGAUCGCCUCCGAGACAGGAUUCUACUUCACAGCAGCAGCAAGGCAGUAGUUCUUCUCCAUCCACAUCUACUUCUGGGCGUGGGGAGCAGUUCUGA
Molecule: messenger RNA, 1281 nt
Organism: Sesamum indicum (sesame)
Lineage: Eukaryota; Viridiplantae; Streptophyta; Magnoliopsida; Lamiales; Pedaliaceae
Source: RefSeq, a predicted model, not a curated record